CUCCCAUACAAAAUGACUGGCUAGAAAACUGGACCUGGUGCGGAAACCGGGGCAUUCGACACCCGUCACGAUGGCCGCAAGCAAGACGGACAACCAACGCGCCGCCACGACCGACGACGAGAUUGUCGUGGAAGAUGACGAACAGAUCGAAGACAAGUCGUUCUCGGAGCUGGGUGUGAACCCGGCUCUGUGCGAGUCGAUCGCGGCUCUCGGAUGGACGCGGCCGAGUAAAAUCCAGCAAAAGAGUUUGCCGCCAGCGUUGGCCGGGAAAGACAUCAUCGGGCUCGCUGAGACCGGGUCGGGCAAGACGGGGGCGUUCGUGAUUCCGAUUUUGCAGGACUUGCUGGCGUCUCCUCAGCGCCUCUUUGCGUUGGUGCUGGCGCCGACGCGCGAACUGGCUUUCCAAAUCUCGGAACAGUUUGAAGCACUCGGGUCAUCCAUUGGACUCAAGUGCGCAUGCGUUGUCGGUGGGAUUGACAUGAUGAACCAGCAAGUCGCGCUGGCUAAGAAACCACACGUGGUGAUUGCAACUCCCGGUCGGUUGGUGGACCACUUGGAGAACACCAAGGGAUUCAGCCUGCGCACGAUGAAGUACCUCGUGCUGGACGAAGCGGAUCGCAUGCUCAGCAUGGACUUUGAAGAAGAGAUCAACCAGAUCAUCCAGCUCAUGCCGAACGAGCGCCGCACGUACCUCUUCAGUGCCACCAUGACGUCCAAGGUCGCCAAGUUGCAGCGCGCAUCGCUCAAGAGUCCGGUCAAGGUCGAAAUCACGCACAAGUUCGCCACGCCCGAAACACUCGCGCAAAAGUACUUGUUCAUCCCUGCCAAGUACAAGGACUGCUACCUCGCCUACGUCCUGAACGAAUUUGCGGGCCAGAGCAUGCUCAUCUUUGCCUCCACAUGCAAUGGCACGCAGCGCAUGACGCUCAUGCUGCGAUCCCUCGGCUUUCCUGCGAUCUGUCUGCACGGCCAAAUGACGCAGCCCAACCGCCUCGGUGCCCUCAAUAAGUUCAAGGCCAAGCAGCGGUCGAUUUUGGUGUGCACGGAUGUAGCGUCCCGCGGGCUCGACAUCCCGAGCGUCGACGUCGUCAUCAACUAUGACAUUCCUACCAACGGCAAAGAUUACAUUCAUCGCGUCGGCCGGACGGCGCGCGCCGGACGCGCUGGUAUUGCGCUCUCGUUCGUGACGCAAUACGACGUCGAGCUGUACCAGCGCAUUGAACACUUGCUGGGGAAGAAGCUCGACGCGUACGCAUGCGAAGAAAGCACAGUCCUCGUCAUGCUCGAGCGCGUGGGCGAGGCUCAGCGAGCCGCCACGAUUGAGCUCAAGGAAGAGACGAGCAAGGGCACAGGCAAGCGCGCACGGUAUGGUAAGAACCACGAAGGCGACGGCGACGGCGAUGACGAAAGCAGCAACAAGCGGCCGUACAAGUCGUCCAAGAAGAUGCAGCAAGGCAAAGGAAAUCGUGGCGGCAUGAAGAAGGGUGGCGGACGAAAAUUUUAAUAAGUUAACAUGUGCAUGACGUGUCGAGGCAUGGGCACGACUCGGAGCAACACCACACACGCGCGCAGCUAGCAGCUGGAGCCGCAACGGAG
This is a messenger RNA of Aphanomyces invadans, 1596 nucleotides long. RefSeq lists its product as hypothetical. Bases 71 to 1504 code for a protein of 477 amino acids. Gene Ontology annotation, molecular function: nucleic acid binding; RNA helicase activity; ATP binding. The record is from RefSeq and is a predicted model, not a curated record. The transcript has a single exon. NCBI's taxonomy places the organism in Eukaryota, Oomycota, Saprolegniomycetes, Saprolegniales, Verrucalvaceae.